AUGAUUCCUCCAAUUCCGAUCCCGGCAGAGUACGGCAUCUCCCCAGACUCUGGGUUCCUUCCGAACGAACCGCCACUUGAUCAUCUACCUGAUCCAUAUUACUUCAAGUGGGAAUGGAUCGUGGCGAACAUCCAAGCCCUUCUGCUGAGCAGGAGAAUGAGGGGUGUUGUUGAUAACAUGCCUAUACUUUCCACAUCAUACCUCCAAACGGAACCUGAGUGGAGAAGGGCCUACUCUAUCUUGGGAUUCAUCCUUCACGGUUAUGUAUGGGGUGGCUCUAGGCCAGAAGAGAGAAUCCCGCCUCAGCUGACCAUUCCCCUCUUCGAAGUGUGCGAUCACCUUGAUUUACCUCCCGUUGCCACUUACGCUGGCUUAGUUCUCUGGAACUUCAGGCCCAUCUUCACCGACGAGCCUAUGGACGAUUUGGAUAACCUCGCUUGUAUUAACACAAUCACUGGAACUUUGGACGAACAAUGGUUCUAUCUCGUCUCCGUCGCUAUUGAAGCCCGCGGUGGCCCGGCCAUUUCGCUCGUCCUGCAAGCAAUCGCCGCUGCUCGUGUUGGAAACAGCGCCGUGGUGACAGAAUACCUGCAGGCCCUUGCAGAGAUGAUAGAUGAGAUUGGCGCUCUGCUUGAAAGAAUGUAUGAGCACAAUGACCCAUAUGUGUUCUAUAACAAAAUCCGGCCGUACCUGGCCGGAAGCAAGAACAUGGGCGAUGCUGGUCUUCCAAACGGUUUGCUUUAUGAUGACGGCAAGAAACCAGAGUAUCGGCAGUAUGGCGGCGGGAGCAACGCUCAGAGUUCACUGAUUCAGUUCCUUGACAUCGCCCUGGGAAUUGAACACCGACCCACAGGGGAGACACGCGGUAGUUCGUCCGGAAAGGACGGAGUUGCAGGAGGCCCGCGACACGGGUUCAUCCAGGAGAUGCGUUCUUACAUGCCAGGUUCCCACCGAAAGUUCCUUGAACAUAUGGGUGCUGUCGCAAAUAUCCGCGAGUACGUUGAGGCUCGUCGCAAGGACAAACCACUCUGCCUUGCUUACGAUGCAUGCUUGGCAAUGCUGCAAUCAAUGCGAACGAAGCAUAUCCAGAUGGUUUCGCGGUACAUUAUCAUCCCAUCGCAAAAUGCACGAGAGAAGCCCUCACGCUCAGCAAGCCUCAACCUCGCCACUGCCCGGCAAGGCGAGAAACUGGACGGCAGCAAACUUCGUGGCACAGGCGGCACCGCACUGAUCCCGUUCCUCAAGCAGGCUCGAAACGAGACGGGUGAGCCAAUGAUUGACGCGUGGGCACGCCGGUUGCUGACGACAGGGUCUGUGGAACCCAGCUGGGCCUCGCUGAGCAAACUCGGUGAGCAACCCGAUGGAGAUUUGAAAGUGGUUGGCCUGGCUGGUACAUGGACUGCGGCUGACAGUGAAGGGGGGAUUUGCCAUUGGUAG
Molecule: messenger RNA, 1437 nt
Organism: Aspergillus mulundensis
Lineage: Eukaryota; Fungi; Ascomycota; Eurotiomycetes; Eurotiales; Aspergillaceae
Product: indoleamine 2,3-dioxygenase
Exons: 2
Coding region: 1-1437 (478 amino acids)
Biological process (GO): 'de novo' NAD+ biosynthetic process from L-tryptophan
Cellular component (GO): cytoplasm
Molecular function (GO): metal ion binding; indoleamine 2,3-dioxygenase activity; heme binding
Source: RefSeq, a predicted model, not a curated record